Messenger RNA from Penicillium argentinense, 4281 nucleotides. RefSeq lists its product as uncharacterized. The record is from RefSeq and is a predicted model, not a curated record. Gene Ontology annotation, molecular function: ATP hydrolysis activity; ABC-type transporter activity; ATP binding. Gene Ontology annotation, cellular component: membrane. Gene Ontology annotation, biological process: transmembrane transport. The transcript has 14 exons. NCBI's taxonomy places the organism in Eukaryota, Fungi, Ascomycota, Eurotiomycetes, Eurotiales, Aspergillaceae. Bases 1 to 4281 code for a protein of 1426 amino acids.
AUGGCCUGUCCGGUUGGCAGCGACAAUACACUGGGGCCCCGGAUUUCGGUCCCUUGUCGCCCCUUCGACUUUACUCUCCUCUUCGAGGAUGGUUUCUUUAUUCUCUUACCAGCAUUCGUCUUCCUGCUGUGCGCGGUAUUUCGACUUGCAGUUCUUCUGCGAGCACCGGUCAAAGUGACAUCUCAUCGUCUCGCGACCGCAAAGAUCAUCACUCUUUGUUUCUUGCUGGUCUUCCACGUCCUUUACUUGGCCUUCCAACUACAGGCAUCAAUACUCCACACCAAGGCUUCGCUGGGAGCUAACAUACUGCAGCUGAUCGCGAUCGCUGUAUCUACACUUCUGUCAUGGCUCGAAGAUCAGCGGUCCAUCCGUCCGUCGGAUUUGCUUAUCAUCUACUUCUUCUUCUCCGGCUUGCUCGCGCUACCGCGGCUGCGAUCUCUCUGGCUGCUAUCAUCGCAAUUUGACAUCCACUCCCAGGCCACUCUAUGGACAGUCGUCAGCAUCGGGACAGUCGUCGUGCUUUGCCUGGAGUCGAUCCACAAGACGCAGCAUCUCCGCCUGUCCUACCGCCAGCCCAGCAAAGAGAGCACAUCCAGCUUUUGGGUUCGCAGCUUCUUCAUCUGGGUUCUCCCAUUGUUCCGAAGCGGGUUUUCGACUGUGAUUUCGCUCAAGGAACUCCCUGUCGUGGAUCAUGCUCUUCAAGGAAUUCCAGCGGAGGAGAAGCUUCAUCUUGCAUGGAAGCGAGGCAACUGCACUGGUAGCCAUCGACUCCUGCAGGCAACAUUCCGAGCAUAUUUCUGGCCCUUCAUCAGCGCGGUUCUUCCUCAAAUCUGCCUGACAGCGUUUACCUUCUGUCAACCAUUCCUUAUCUCUGCCACGAUUAACUUCAUCAGCGAGCCAUCCACAAGCGAGAACCGCGUGCAGGGUCCUGCAUUGGUAGGAGCGUACGUGCUAGUCUACAUGGGAAUGACAAUAUCCAAGGCAGUGUACUGGCGCCAGACGUUCCGCCUCGUCACCAUGAUUCGUGGCGGCUUGAUUUCUCUGAUCUAUCGGCAAACAGCCAAACUCCCGGCCGAACAAUUCAAAGGCAGUUCAUCAAUCACCCUGAUAUCGACUGAUGUAGAGCGCUUGAGUUACAGACUACGGAAUCUCCACGAGGCUUGGAUGGGCCCUAUACAAGUGGUAGUUGCGAUUGUCCUCCUUGAACGGCAACUUGGAGUGGCUUGUCUCAUUCCAGCUGCAAUUUCGUUCAUUGCAAUCGCGGGCACGAUCCCAGUUUCCACAAAGUCAAAUACCGCUCAGAGGGGAUGGAUCGAGCGUGUUCAGGACCGACUGGCCGUUAUCUCGAGCAUGUUGCAGGACAUGAAAUCUGUGAAAAUGCUGGGAAUCAGCGAGAAGCUUUUUGACAGUAUAUCCGGCUUGCGAAAAAAGGAGCUUCAGGUGUCAGAACGCUUUCGAAUCCUUAUAUUGUGGGAGUUAGCUCUCUCAAAUCUUCCACUCACGCUCGCGCCUUUCGCGACAUUUGUCAUCUUCGCUAUAAUUGCCACAGCCACCGGGGGCGAGUCGCUUCUGUCUAACCGGAUGUUUACUUCUUUAUCGCUGAUUUCGCUGAUGACGUCUCCUUUGCUUACAUUCACACAAGCAGUUCCGGGACUAUGGCAGUCAGUGGGUUGUUUCGAUCGUAUUGAACAGUAUUGCACCCAGACGUCAUUUGAGGAGGAAUCGGAUUAUGAGCCCGGAGAGGAUGGAAUUGAGAUGAGCUCAAAUUCCAUGGAUCAUCUACCUCAAACUGGGGCUGUGGUUCUUCAGUUUCAAAAGGCGAGCCUCUCGUGGUCUGCCGAUACUGACUCGAUUCUCCAUGAUAUCAAUCUAUCUUUCAAGAAAGGUGCAAUCACUGCGAUCAUAGGUCCAGUUGGCAGCGGCAAGAGUACUCUAUUGGAAUGUGCUCUUGGCGAAGCUCCGUGGAUUAUAAACAACACUAUUCGAAACAACAUCACGGGUCCUGAGGCUUACGAUGAGAAAUGGUAUAACUUUGUCAUUUGGGCUUGCUCUUUGGAAGACGAUUUACGGAAUAUCCCCAGCGGUGAUCUUUCAGGAACAGGGAGUUCGGGGAUCACACUGAGUGGUGGCCAAAAACAACGCAUUUCUCUUGCACGUGCCGUCUACUCACGAGCGUCCGUCGUCAUCCUCGAUGAUGUGUUUAGUGGACUCGAUACCCGCGCUGUGGCAGCUAUAUCAUCUCGACUCUUUGCAACAGAUGGCCAUUUCAAGCAGGCCGGAAGAACAGUGAUCCUAGCUACUCACAACUACCGUCUCCUUCCGUAUGUGGACGAGGUAGUAGCUCUGAACGACGGGCGAGUGUCACGAAUCGGGACUUACGAGGAGCUCCGCACGACCUUGCCUGAAGACAGCCAGAGCGAAAACAAUCAAGACCUCGAAGGCCCGACAGCAGCCAAUCGCAAUCCAACCAACUUGACAAAUGUUUACGAGAUACUGCAAACCUCCACGGAGGAUUCUGAUCCAGAUAUGGCACGGAGAGACGGGAAAUGGUCUGUCUACGCGUUCUACUUUGAGUCAGCUGGCUGGUGGAUCAUGAUCCUAGUUGCAGUCUGCGUUGGGAUUUAUGGGUUUUCGGACAAGUUUUCGACGAUUUGGCUCCAGCAAUGGUCAAACGCCAACGAUCUUCAUCCCAAUGAGCGAGUUGGAUUUUAUGUGGGUGUGUACACGGUCUUACUUACCAUGUCACUCGUGGCGUUUAUGAUGGGAACUUGGUUCCUUUUCGUCAAGGCAAUAAACAACACCGGUCUCGCCAUGCAUUCGCAUUUGCUGAAAUCCACUUUGGGUGCACCAUUUAGCUUCUUCCAGAAUGUGGAUGCCGGGAUGACCAUCAAUCGCUUCAGCCAGGACUUGGAAUUGAUUGACCUGGACCUCCCUAUUGAGCUGAUCAAUUCAUCAGGCGCUUUCGCGAACUGCGCCGUAGAGCUCAUAAUCCUGUGUGUCAUGGGCAAGUACCUCGCCAUCACAGUUCCCGCACUAGGCAUCAUCCUCUUCUUUGUACAGAGCUACUACCUCAGAACUUCACGACAAGUGCGACUCCUAGAUAUCGAGGCCAAGUCACCCUUGAUCACCCACUUCGUCGAAACCAUGCAAGGCAUCUCGGUCAUUCGGGCCAUGCGCUGGCAGGAACCAUUCCAGGAUCGUCUCAAUGAUCUUCUCAACCAAUCGCAACAACCGUUCUACAUGCUCUCUUGCAUCCAGCAAUGGCUCCAACUAGUACUUGACUGCAUUGUCAUGGCCCUUGCCGUGAUCCUCGUCUCAAUCGUCAUCUCGCUGAAAGAUCAAUUCAGCCCAGGCGCAAUCGGUGUCGCUCUCAAUUUGAUCCUGAGCUUCAACCAAGAUCUGAUGCAUCUCAUCAGGUCGUGGACGCAGCUGGAAACGUCUAUUGGUGCUGUUUCUCGUAUCCAGGACUUUGUCGAGAAUACGGCGUCGGAGGACUUGCAAGAACGUCGUCCAGAGUCUGUUUUGCCCCAAUGGCCUACACGAGGGGAUGUCUCUUUUCAAGAGGUCACGGCUUCAUACAAUGAUCGAUCUCCCCCGGUCCUUCACAACUUCUCCUUGGAUAUCCAAGCCGGCGAGAAGCUCGCAGUUUGCGGCCCGUCAGGCAGUGGGAAAACAUCGUUGAUCCUUGGAUUACUGCAAAUGAUUGAAUUACAAGAAGGACGCAUGACAAUUGAUGGUGUAGAUCUGUCUACUCUCCCAUGUGAUGCGGUCCGCUCGCGAAUCAACGUCGUCCCCCAGGACCCGUUCUUUAUGCCUGGCACACUUCGUUUCAAUCUUGACCGUGGGUUAGAGCAUUGUAAUGUAUCGGACGACCGCCUUAUUCGAGCCCUUGAAGCAGUUGGCCUCUGGAAAAAGGUCAGCGGAAGCAUGCCGAGUGGCCAAGAACUGGACCAGCAGUUAUCAGUCUCCGACUGGUCGAUGGGCGAGCGACAACUUCUAGCCCUAGCUCGAGCUCUGGUCAUGGACAGUUCCAUCCUUAUUCUGGAUGAAGCGAGUAGCAGCGUUGACUGGGAAACGGAGGCCACCAUGCAGGCCAUCAUCGAGACGGAAUUUGCCUCACAGACAGUGAUUUCUGUAAUCCAUCGCCUUCGGUAUAUCGAGCGAUUUGAUCGGGUUGCUCUUUUGAAGAAUGGUCAGCUUUUGGAAUGUGAUAGCCCGCAGGCCUUACUGAAGAGACCAUCGGAGUUUCAGUCUUUUUAUCGCGCCCGACAGGCUGAAUGA